AUGUAUAUAAUGCCUAGAGCACAAAAUGCCCAUGCUCUCGUAAAUGCCGCAUUCCUUGUGCAGGUUCAAAAACCUGACUACAUAGUGAAAUCGGCCCGUAUAUCCUAUGGCGGUUUAAGCCACGGAUUUUCUAGAGCCACAAAUCUGGAGAAGAGCCUUUUAAACAAAGCCCUCUUUACUGAAGAGAAUGUCCGUAAUGCCUUCGCCUCUAUGCAAUCGGAAAUCAAAGCAGAGGUGGCGUUGCCCGAACCAUCCCCAGAAUAUAGGACAAAACUGGCACAUGGACUGUUUUACAAAUUCCUCCUAAGCCAUGCACCUUCCGGCAAAGUUGGUACCAGCUUCUCUUCAGGUGGUCAACUACUAAAGCGCCCAGUAUCCACAGGACAACAAACUUUCGAAGUCAACGACAGUUGUCUGCCAGUCAAGAAGCCCACCGAAAAACACGAAGGUCUUCUACAAUGCUCCGGUGAAGCAACUUUCUCCAACGAUUUGCUACCGCAGAGUCAACAACUGUGGGCCGCUUUCUUUACGGCUAAGAAAAUCGGCGCCAAGGUCACCAAAAUAAAUGCUGAAAAGGCAUUGCAACUGCCUGGUGUUGUCGCAGUUUUCACGGCCAAAGAUAUUCCUGGGGCCAAUUACACCGUCACCAAGGACAAUAUGUACUUUAUGGAAAACGAGGAGCUGUUCUUAGAAGGGGAAGUCAAGUACUAUGGCCAGCCAGUUGGCAUUAUAGUGGCGGAGUCAAAUGCUCUUGCCAACAAAGCCGCUGAAAUGGUGGAGCUCACAUAUGAAGGCGGCUCUGCAGUGGUUUAUCCAACUAUGAAGGAUGUGUUAAAUGGAGGUCCUGCGAAUAGGAUUCGGCAUCAAAUCAAAUCCCCAACCUUUGAGGCGGGAACUUCGAAACAAGCAAAAGAUAUCAGCCCCGAUCAGUUCGAUGUUGCCGCUAAAGGAGCCUUGGAUAUGGGUCUGCAGUACCAUUUCUUUAUGGAGCCACACACCACAGUCGCGUUGCCCACUGAAGGGGGGGUUCUGCUCUAUGUUUCAACUCAGUGGAUGGAUUUUUCACAAUAUGCCGUCUCAAAAUUACUGGGAUUGCGCUACAAUGAAGUGCAAUUGAAAACCAUUCGCGUUGGUGGGGGUUAUGGUGGCAAAGUGACACGUAGCAACUAUGCUGCUUGCGCGGCAGCUCUAUCUGCCUUCAAACUCAACAGACCUGUUCGCUUUGUGCUAUCCAUUGAGUCUAUGAUGGAGUCCUUUGGCAAGCGAUGGCCUUGUCAUGUUGACUACGAUUUCUUCGCACGCAAGUCUGGAAAAGUUGUAAAACUGAUUUCAUCGUUCUACGAGGAUGCUGGAUGGUGUUCCAACGAAUCGCCUAUGGGCCAUACCCAGUUGCUCUCAAAGAACUGCUACCAAUUUACCUCAGACAACUUCAUCUUGGAUGGCUAUAUGGUCAUCACUGAUACUCCAUCGAACAUUUCCUGUAGAGCUCCUGGCUCAGUUGAGAGCAUAGCUAUGAUUGAAAACAUCAUGGAGCACAUAGCAUUCCAAUUGGACAUGGAUCCACUUGACCUACGUCUGGCCAAUUUAAUAGCGGGCCACAAGGUAUCUGAAAUGUUGCCCCGAUUUGAGGAGUCCACACAAUACAGGCAGCGAAAGCAGGAGAUCAAAGAGUUCAAUAAACAAAACCGUUGGAUAAAGAAGGGUCUUGGCUUGGCCAUGAUGGAGUAUCAUGUGGGAUAUUUCGGUCAAUUCCCAGCCAGUGUGGCCAUUUACCAUGGUGAUGGCACAGUUAUCAUCAGUCACGGUGGCAUAGAGAUGGGUCAGGGAAUGAACACGAAAAUAGUGCAGGUGGCGGCCCAUACUUUGGGAAUUCCCAUGGAAAUGAUACGGGUUGAGGGAAGCAACACUGUUAAUGGAGCCAAUUCAAUGGCGACCGGUGGUUCUGUGGGGAGUGAAGUUGUUUGCUUUGCUGUGCGCAAAUGCUGCAACACUUUGAUGGCUAGAUUGGCCCCUGUGCGAGAAGAACUGAAAGAUCCUUCGUGGAAGGAUUUGGUGAAAACGGCUCACAGCAAAAACAUGAACCUCAUUGCAAGUGAACAUUGCCAUGUUGGCGAAAUGGAUCCAUAUACUGUUUGCGGCUUGAGUCUGGCCGAGGUCGAGGUGGACAUGCUGACAGGCAAUUACCUUGUUAAACGAGUCGACAUUUUGCAGGAUGCUGGUGAGAGCUUAAAUCCCAAUGUAGACAUUGGGCAAGUCGAGGGUGCCUAUAUCAUGGGCUUGGGUUAUUGGUCCAGCGAGCAUUGCGUAGUCGAUAAAUCAAAUGGCCAGAUGUUGACAAAUCGCACUUGGAACUACAACCCUCCCGGUGCCAGGGACAUUCCCAUAGACUUUCGCAUCGAAUUAUUGGCAAGAAGUCCGAAUGCUGGUGGUUUCAUGAGAUCUAAGGCUACCGGGGAACCUUCCAUCUGUGUGUCCGUAAAUGUAACUUUUGCCUUGCAAGAGGCCAUACAAUCUGCUCGUGACGAUGCUGGUUUGGAAAAGCAAUGGGUCACCCUCAAUGCUCCGAUGACGCCCGAGUACAUACUUUUGAACUCUGGCACUAAUGUGGAAAUGAUGAAACUUGCCGCCAAAUAGUGCACAAACCUCAGGAACAAUCGUUGAUAAUUGUUUUUAUGAAUAUUGUUCUUUAUAAGAUGUACAUAUUACGAUCUCCGAAAUUUCGAAAAUAAAAUUGAGAACAUGUAUAAGCAAAAGAAA
Messenger RNA from Stomoxys calcitrans (stable fly), 2757 nucleotides. Its product is annotated as xanthine dehydrogenase-like. The transcript is spliced from 4 exons. The record is from RefSeq and is a predicted model, not a curated record. Gene Ontology annotation, molecular function: iron ion binding; oxidoreductase activity. Bases 1 to 2634 code for a protein of 877 amino acids. NCBI's taxonomy places the organism in Eukaryota, Metazoa, Arthropoda, Insecta, Diptera, Muscidae.